Haliotis rufescens (red abalone) is the source of this 1351-nucleotide messenger RNA. RefSeq names its product cytosolic beta-glucosidase-like. NCBI's taxonomy places the organism in Eukaryota, Metazoa, Mollusca, Gastropoda, Lepetellida, Haliotidae. The transcript has 7 exons. Gene Ontology annotation, molecular function: beta-glucosidase activity. The coding region runs from base 15 to 1286 and encodes 423 amino acids. Gene Ontology annotation, biological process: carbohydrate metabolic process. The record is from RefSeq and is a predicted model, not a curated record.
AUAAAGACGGCCCCAUGUCCUACCAACACUACAUGGCCGAUGUACAGAGUCUGAAAGAUAUUGGGGCCAAGGUGUAUUACCUCUCGCUGUCCUGGCCUCGGAUCCUGCCAAACGGUGACUCUGGAAAGAUAAAUCGUGAGGGAAUCAAGUUCUACCACAAGCUGCUGAUGGCUGUCACGGAGGCUGGCAUCCAGCCUAUAGUCACCCUCCAUCACUGGGACGUCCCUGCUGCCUUCAGCAAUGGCUGGCUCAGCGAGGAUAUUGUAGAAGCCUUUGGCAACUAUUCAAGAAUAUGUUUUAAAGAGUUCGGUGGAAAGGUGAAAAUGUGGAUUCCUCUGAAUGAUCCGAACAAAAUGGCGUUGCUAGGAUACGAGCAGGGCUACCACGCCCCUGGUAUUAGAGGUGAAGGUUAUACAGCCGCACAUAACAUGCUGAAGGCUCACGCCUCCGUCUACCGAAUAUACCAGCGAGAGUUCCAACAUUCCCAGGGAGGCAAGGUCGGAUUAGCAGUUCGCUCGGCGUGGUUUAUUCCGAAGACAUCACGUAACCCUGGAGACUGGUUCGGGCAAGCUCUAUCGUUUGCCUACAAAUCUGAUUGGAUGGCUGACCCAGUAUUUUUAGAUGGAAAUUACCCGGCUGUGAUGAGACAGGAAGUCCACUUGAGAAGCAAGUACCGCAACAUGACAUCGAGGCUGCCGGUUCUUACAACGGAGGAGCAGAAAAUGAUAAAAGGUUCUGCGGACUUCCUGGGUAUCAGCUACUACACAGCACACCAGGUGGAGAGGGUCACAAACUACCCCCCGACUGCAGCACCCAGCAUCGCUGAUGACGUGUCCGUCAAGACGUCUGCCGACAACUCUUGGCCCAGGACAAACCUGGACUGGCUCCGAGUCUACCCGAAGGGAAUCCGUCAAAUCCUGAGACGAGCUAGAGAGCGUUAUGGCAACAUUCCAAUUUACGUCACUGGGAACGGCGUGUCCGACGACCCGGGCACCACCGACGACAAGCUCCGGGCAUCAUACAUUGCGCAUCACACCAAUGAAAUUCUUAAAGCUAUACAGUUAGACAAAGUGGACGUCCGUGGCUACGUCGUUGAUAGCCUCGUUGACGACUUUGAGUGGAGAGACGGCUACAACGUCAGCUUUGGCCUUUUCGCCAUCAACAAGACAGACCCGACCAGAGCGAGGGUCCCUAAGCUCUCGUCAAAAUACUACGCUGACAUCAUAAAGAACAACGGCUUCGUGUCUCCUUCCACCUUCACUAUGAUGUUUCCGGGAGAGACUUGACCGACGACGGAAGCGCCUGUGAGAACAACAGCGAUACAUGGAAACUGUGCGACUUCACAUGGCUC